This is a messenger RNA of Morus notabilis, 968 nucleotides long. RefSeq lists its product as uncharacterized. The transcript is spliced from 6 exons. The record is from RefSeq and is a predicted model, not a curated record. NCBI's taxonomy places the organism in Eukaryota, Viridiplantae, Streptophyta, Magnoliopsida, Rosales, Moraceae. Bases 300 to 707 code for a protein of 135 amino acids.
UCCAUAAUAACUCUUCUCUAGGCCGAAAACGACAUUAGUGUGGUGUCGUUUUGGUGCAAGCAUCUUCGUUGACCUUGUUGCUCUUCAAAAACCGAUCGAACGCGUUUGCAUUUGCAUUUGCAAUUAUUGCAUUGGCAUUGGGUUUGGGAGAAGGAAGGAAAGAUCAUCUUUUUUUUUUUUUGCUCCAUUCUUCAAAAUCGAAGAAGAUCCGAUCCCAUCCAUUCAUUCACUCUGCAACAUUCUGCAUUUAUAUCCGAUAUCUUCUUCUACUGCACUUCACUCCGGUUUCAAGAAUUGCAAUGGGGGAGUGUGCAGCAGCUGCAGGGGAAGGAUUAAGAUGUCGUCACUGCGCAGGUCCUCUUACGAAGGACAUCGAAACCACCCAAUGGACUGUCCGACCCUUCAUUAGGGAUUCCUUUUCUAUGAUUGGGUCUGCUGUUGGUGGAACCACAAGUGCCUUUUACGGAUUCAACCAUGUGAUGCCAAUUGUUCGAAGAUGGGUAAAGGGUCCGAUGUGGGUGCAUUUUCUCAUCGGUGCACCUCCUGUGAUUGUAUUUUCUUCUGCAUGUGCGGGAUUGGCAGGGGGUGCAAUUCCAGGGUUGGCACAACUUGCUUCAUCUUCAUACCACUCAGCAUUCUCGGCAUCGUCUUCGUCUUCGCAGGAUGACAAGAUUCACAAGUCCAGCAGAACUUCCUCUACCCUCUGAUGUCAUGUCCCACAGGUUUUCCUCGUAAAUUUGGGCAGCCACGAGAGGAGCAAUAAAGAUUAGUUUCUGUGUAUAUAUGCCUUCUUCUUUAGUCUUCUGGCUUUUGGUCAUUCAAGGCACCAUAGUAUUAGCAUAUGAGAAAUAUGUGUUAGCUCAGUGUUUUUCUUUUCUAGUUUGUAUUAAUAAGUUUUCCAUGCAUGUUUCUUAAAAAGCUAGUGGUUUAUUAUUUAUUCAUUAUUAUCACUGAUCAUCAUUUUCUAA